AGAAAAUGAGCGGAUAAUAAAACCACUGAAUCUGUUUGCUUUAGUUGGAAGCAUUAAGAGACCAGCCAUGGCUUCUUCUUCUUCAAUCUCAUUAUCCUGCGCACCUUCUUUGGCCACCUCACUCUUCUCCACCACUUCUUGUUCUUCCCCAACGCUGCUCUCCUCUCGAUUUCUCGGAACCCGAAACUUAAAGCUUCAGAUCCGACCUGCCAGACUCGGACCCUCCAAUGGUUCAAGAACCACUUGCUGGUUCAAGUUCGGCAAGAACGGCGUCGAUGCUGAAAAUGCCGGAAUCUAUGGCAGUCAGUCUCGCGAUGAUUUCGACAGAGACGAUGUUGAACAGUAUUUCAACUACAUGGGUAUGCUUGCGGUAGAAGGUACCUAUUCAAAGAUGGAAGCUCUUCUUAGCCUAAACAUUCACCCAGUCGAUAUCUUGUUGAUGUUAGCCGCUACAGAAGGUGACAGACCUAAGAUCGAGGAGCUGCUCAAAGCUGGUGCUGAUUACUCAGUCAAGGAUGCUGAUGGAAGAACCGCUAUUGACAGAGCCAACAGUGAAGAGAUCCGUGAUUUGAUCCUUGGCUACAACGCUCAAAAGGCUUGAAGAACUUGUGCAUUGGUAUUAAUACACAGGAACCACACAAGUUAUGUUCAUGAGUUUUGAAAUGUUUUGUUUGCUAAAACAAACUGUCUUUCUGUGUUCCGCGGAUGAGUAGAUUAUAAAAUCCAUCUUUUUCCUUUUCGUCU
Arabidopsis lyrata subsp. lyrata is the source of this 744-nucleotide messenger RNA. Its product is annotated as protein LHCP TRANSLOCATION DEFECT. The transcript has 2 exons. Gene Ontology annotation, cellular component: chloroplast envelope; chloroplast stroma. The record is from RefSeq and is a predicted model, not a curated record. Gene Ontology annotation, biological process: granum assembly; intracellular protein transport. The coding region runs from base 68 to 601 and encodes 177 amino acids. Gene Ontology annotation, molecular function: protein binding. NCBI's taxonomy places the organism in Eukaryota, Viridiplantae, Streptophyta, Magnoliopsida, Brassicales, Brassicaceae.